Molecule: messenger RNA, 1230 nt
Organism: Mucor velutinosus
Lineage: Eukaryota; Fungi; Mucoromycota; Mucoromycetes; Mucorales; Mucoraceae
Exons: 4
Coding region: 1-1230 (409 amino acids)
Biological process (GO): regulation of DNA-templated transcription
Cellular component (GO): RNA polymerase II transcription regulator complex
Molecular function (GO): DNA-binding transcription activator activity, RNA polymerase II-specific; transcription cis-regulatory region binding
Source: RefSeq, a predicted model, not a curated record
AUGGCAAUUACACCUCGUUCUAGGUACAGAGACCAAGACGAUGACUUGAGCUCAGAUGAUUCGUUUGAUUGGAGCAGUGAUUCUGCACCAAAGACCAAGAAAAAGACCACUAGAAAAGCAGCUGCCGUUGCCACCACCAGCAAAACUUCUUCAGCCAAGGGACCUAUCAAGAAGGCAAAGAAGCCAGGAAGAAAGCCAUUGGAAUCUGUUACUGUACUGCCAUCUGAUCCAAAGUCGAAACGAAAGGCACAGAAUCGCGCAGCACAACGAGCAUUUAGAGAGCGCAAAGAGCAGUUUGUCAACAAGUUACAAGAUCAAAUGCGUGAGCUCCAACAAGCUAAAGAAAAGCGCGAGAAGGAAUUGUCUGCUGAGAAUGCUCGACUCAAGAGGGAAAAUGAAAAACUCAAGGAAGAAAACUACUUGCUAAAGGAUGCUCAUUUUACAUUUCAAUUCUCGGCAGCCAAGGAGAAAGAUCAAGAUGUGGAUGGGCAAACAGAGAGCAAGGUUCAAUCUACACCGAUGCCGUUGGUCUCACCACCAAACACAGACGAUCAAACCAUGCUGUCCUCGCCUGACAUGGAUAAUCAAUCACAGGCAGAUAAGUCCAUGUUCAGUUGUGGCUGUGAAGACAGUAGCAAGUGUGGUGAAUUAUCGGAUUCUCAAGGCGGUAGUACAUCGGAUUCUGCCCGCUCCAUGCCAGAAACAAGUUUUAAUGUAGCAACCGAGACCAAAGAGCCUGAGUUUACUUUCAACACCACCACAGAUCAAAAUUCAUUCAGCCUGUUACAACAUGGUAAAGAGAACCCAUUUUUGACCCCCUCUUCCAAUGAAGCCGACUUUUUGAUACAGAAUGAACCCUUACCAGCACUCUUCGGCGCAGAGAUGGAUUUUUUUGGGGCUCCUGACUUGACCAAUUAUGAAGAGAACAGUGAACUGGAUGCUUUUUUUAGUGAACAAAUGCAGGCACUAGUAGAUCAAGAAGCCCUGCUCAAAUGUGCGCCUGAGAAUGAGAAACCUUGCAAGAAGAAGGUGUUGGGUAUGCUGCGUCGUUCUCGAGGAGCCAACCGUUCCAUUGCUCAGAUCAAUCAGGAUGUAAAGAGCUAUUGCCCUGAUUUUAACUUGGAUCAAUUGUGUCAAGAUUUGAAAAAGAAAAUUACAUUUGAGCCUCAUCAUACCUUGACAGAAGACGAUGUUGAUUUAUACAUUGAAUGUAUUCAACGACAUGCUUAG